Monopterus albus (swamp eel) is the source of this 3127-nucleotide messenger RNA. RefSeq names its product potassium voltage-gated channel, subfamily G, member 4a (gene kcng4a). Bases 731 to 2359 code for a protein of 542 amino acids. The transcript is spliced from 4 exons. Gene Ontology annotation, biological process: potassium ion transmembrane transport; action potential; protein homooligomerization. Gene Ontology annotation, cellular component: membrane; voltage-gated potassium channel complex. Gene Ontology annotation, molecular function: protein binding; delayed rectifier potassium channel activity. The record is from RefSeq and is a predicted model, not a curated record. NCBI's taxonomy places the organism in Eukaryota, Metazoa, Chordata, Actinopteri, Synbranchiformes, Synbranchidae.
ACUCUGAUUUGGGGUUGAAUGAUCCAGAGGAGCUGCGAGGCGACACGGGGGUUUCACACGGAGCUGGUUUGGACGUCUUGGGAGCGCGGAGCUCAGGGUGUGCCUGCACGAGGCCACCAUGUGUCUAGGCCUUCCCUAACCCUGCUGCAGUGACACAGAGAUCCCCCUCAGUCCCCGGACACCUCAGCACUACACAUUUGGCUCUGUGACUCAUCCAGCCCCUCCCCUGCAGCUAUCAGCCACUGAUCAAUCCUAACCCAGCCUCUAAAUUCAAGCUUUCCUUUUCCAUACUCUUACUUCAAACUGGGAUUACCCAGUAAUCUGAUGCUGAAUCCUAUUACACCAGCUGAGUCAAUUUUGGACCUCUGAUGGCAACGUCAAAAGACACACAUAUUCAAAUGUGACAACAGGUUUCCUGACAUUCUUCAUUUUCCUUUCUUGGUUUUUGCUCUGUGGAUUGGAAGCCAAAGCCAUAGCUCAUCUGCCAUUUGGAAAAAGUCAUUGUUUUCAGGGGCCCUGUUUCCAAAAAGACUGAAAACUACAGCCGUUUUUUUUUUGCUCAGCUCAUCUACAGUAAACCUGAGCAGGGGCAGGAAAGAUUAUGGAAAGUUAAGGAAAAGACUGCUGUGCCCUCAGACUAAAAAAGUUGAGCCUGGUGCAUGUCUUUUUCUACCAUCAUUACCCGAUCUAAGCUGCCCAGUCCAGAGCAGUGUGUUUUCCAGAUGCUGCCAUGCCCAUCAUCAGCAAUGCCAACCAUGACUUCAGCAAUCUGUCCAUCAGUGAUGACAGCAGUAUUGACCGAAUCUUUACUGAGAUCCCGGAAACAGAGACCAUUAAGGGUGUGUACUACCAGAGGGCUCAGUUCAUCCACCGGCCAGAGGACCUGGUGUCCAUUGACCACGGCCUGCUAGCGGUAAUCAACGUUGGGGGAAACCGCUACACCUUCCCCUGGAGCACCUUAGAGCAAUUUCCCCUCACCCGACUUGGGCGACUAUGUGGCUGCCGGUCACCUGAGGACAUUGCCAGCGUCUGCGACGACUAUGAUGAAGCCCGCAAAGAGUUCUUCUUUGACCGCUCACCAUCCGCCUUCAGGGUCAUCCUCAACUUCCUGGCUGCAGGGAAACUGCGCCUGCUGCGGGAGAUGUGUGUCCUCUCCCUGCAUGAUGAGCUGACCUACUGGGGUGUAGAGAUGGCAUACAUGGAGCGCUGCUGUAAGAGGAAGAUGUACACACACCUCGAGGAGGUACAUGAGCAGGAGCGGCGCGAGGAGGAGCACAGGCAGAGGAAUGCCAUGCAACGGGUGACGGUGGAAGAGACAAAAUACCGAACAGUGAUGAACUGGCUUAGAGAUACGAUCGAGAAUCCGCAAUCAGGCUUACCGGGGAAGAUCUUCGCCUGCUUGUCCGUGAUCAUGGUUGCUGUGACUGUUGUCAGCCUGUGUAUCAGCACCAUGCCAGACCUCAGAGAGGAAGAGGACAGGGGUGAGUGUUCCUCCAAGUGCCACAACAUGUUCAUCAUUGAGACGGUGUGUGUAGCCUGGUUUUCCCUGGAGUUCGUUCUGCGGUUCAUUCAGGCCCGCAGUAAGCUGGACUUCCUCCGCGGGCCACUCAACAUCAUUGAUGCAAUGGCCAUCCUUCCCUACUAUGUCUCUCUGGUGGUGACAGAGGAGGACCCAUCUGUGGAGAAUGAGAGGCCAGGUGGAGGUAAGGGCUACUUGGACAAGCUGGGCCUGGUGUUAAGGAUCCUGCGGGCACUGAGGAUUUUGUACGUGAUGCGGCUGGCUCGCCAUUCUCUUGGUCUGCAGACACUGGGGCUGACGGUCAGACGCAGCACCCGAGAAUUUGGCCUCCUCCUGCUUUUCCUCUGCGUGGCCGUCACCCUCUUUUCCCCACUGGUCCACUUGGCUGAGAGCGAGCUCACGGGCACCCAUGACUUCAGCAGCAUACCCGCCUCCUACUGGUGGGCCAUUAUCUCCAUGACAACCGUGGGCUAUGGCGACAUGGUGCCGAGGUCCAUCCCAGGACAGGUAGUAGCACUGAGUAGCAUCCUCAGUGGGAUCCUCAUCAUGGCCUUCCCUGCUACCUCCAUCUUUCACAUGUUCUCCCGCUCCUACCAAGAGCUCAAGAUAGAGCAUGACCGAUUGUUCAAGGAAGAGUGUGCCGCUGCCGCAGCAGCUGCUGCCACCGGGGAGGUGCAGGAGGAGGGAGGUGAAGGAAGGGGGGAAGACUCAGCUCCACCUGCACUGGGAUUACGUAUAGAUGAGGACAGUGCGCACUCACUGGAGUCUUUGGCUCUGCUAGGGAAAAGUGGUGAAACUGCAGGAAAUAAUAACUGCAGCCUUCCAGCAAGCGCUUUCUGAACAGUACUCACAUUGACUCAAUCUAAAAGAUAUAAGUCCCUCAAUCUUAGUUGUACAAAUAAUAAAAGUACUGCUAAUGACUAGUGCUCCUAAUGCCUCACUUCCCACAUGGUUGUGGGGGCACCUGUGUUGCACUAGAUAAAAAGGGAUUAAGCAAGCAGCAUUUGUUUUGGCCUUUGGUCUGAUGAUAAGAGUACAAGUGUACACAGAAAGCACAGAAACUGAAUGACUUCAAACCCUUUAAAUCGGAUGGCCCAGUAUGUCUGACCAGAAAGCCUCUGCAGCAAUAUUAGUAACUGGCUGCUUCCAUAAACAUGCAAUAUUCAAUCCAAAGUUGCUUUUCCUUCCACUGUGAAAAUACUUAUAAGUCCAACUGCAACCUUUAGUUUUAUUCUUAUUACUUUUUCAUAUGUUGCUCCCAGUAUGAUCUCAAACUGUCUCAUACUAUAUAAUCUACUUUUCUGCCAUGAAUUCAAAGAAGUGCUCCUCUCUUAGUUUAUUUCUGAGAAGCUUGAAGCCAUGUUCUGAGAAAACAUAUAAAUCUAAAAACAAACUGAUAGUUUUGGCUCAUAUACAAUGUAUAUCUCUCUCGCGUGUAUGUUUGUGUGCUUGAACUCAUUAAGGUGAGGGUUUCUCCAAUGUCUACUAUGAACUCAAGAUUAACUGUGUGAUAUUGCAGAAGUUAUGAUCCAUAUUGUUUUUUUAAUGAGCUGAUGAAGCAAUGAAAGUAGGAAGAGAAAAAAGUGUUUGAGGGUGUGUGUGUGAGAG